Molecule: messenger RNA, 1640 nt
Organism: Nymphaea colorata (pocket water lily)
Lineage: Eukaryota; Viridiplantae; Streptophyta; Magnoliopsida; Nymphaeales; Nymphaeaceae
Exons: 4
Coding region: 485-814 (109 amino acids)
Source: RefSeq, a predicted model, not a curated record
AAACUAUUUCAUCGCAAAAUCUUUUCCUUACAAAUGCGACCAUAACCCUAUUGGAUAACCUAGAAGAUCGGGAGCAUUUUUAGAGUCCAACCGCGAGGACCGGCGACCACACCCACCGGCCGGUGCACAAUCGGGGAAGCCGCUGCACGGUCUUGUUUGAAUGGCAUUCGGCUGUAGAUAAGGCUGACCUGAAUCCGUCGCCUGCCCAAAGCUUCCGGCCUGUUCUCCCCUGCUUGUCCACUUGAACGAUCUUUCCAGCAAUUGAAUCUCAUUUCAAGGCGCUCGUUGGUCGUCACUUCAAAACGGAAGAUCGGAUUUUUUUUAUUUCGCGCGCUAAAUUUGCCGGGUUCUUCUUUCCCCCUCGGAACAGUAAAUUCAACGGUGAAAGUUCCUUCCCCUCCUUUUUGCCUUGGUGCAUCAUGUCGUGACUCUAAGCAAAUACAUGAAUAUGACUGGAUAUUGUUUUUAGCUUGGAGACUUCUGAAUGGAGAGCUCUUCCCAAGAAAGUGUCCCAGCAGCAAAAGCAGUAUUAUUGGGUGCUCUGGCUUCUGGUGUCAAUGCUUCCACUUGGUCUGUCAUUAAGAUGGUGUUUUUGUCGCUGGGUCUGUGCUUUGCCGCAAUGCUGUUUAUAGCAUUUGCAUCAGAUGAACCAACUCUCAUUUUGCAUGUUCUGAUACUUGUUUCCUUGGGUGCGCUCCUAUUCCUCCUCCUCAGUUGGUUUCUUUCACAGACAGGCCUAGUUUCUGUCGACCAGCAGAUGGCAGAGUUGGGAAUUACAGAAAAUCAGCAAACUGGUUCAAUAAAAGAUGAAUAAAACAUACAUUUUAUUUCAACUUCCCAUUAAGGAGUUGUUCGGCAGCCAUCCCAUUUCACAUCAGAAGAUACACUGUUUUGAUUACAACAGGAGUCUCAGCCCAACACUGAGAACUUGCCAUUACACAUGGAAUAAGCUGGAAGGAAAGGUAGUAUUUACCCAUUUAUUUGUCUUUGCUCCAACUCAUCCUUCCUUUUCGUGCUUCUCCUUCGGUUUGCUCUUCUUGGCCUUCAUGAAGCAGAAGCAUGAGCAGCAAGGGAAUUGAAAGAGAAGCUUCAUCUCCCCCUGGUUGUCACAACAGAACACAAUUUUUGCCCAUAUGGUUUUGUUUUCCGAUUUCAUUAAGGCCUCCCUUAUCCUGCCAGUUAGAUUCCAUUACUGACAUUAGGUGAAAACCUGAUGGAUGGCCACUUUACUUUGUCUUGGCAAGGAAGACAAGAAUAAUGACAAUGUGACGUGACGUAUGGUGGGCCAGCUCUUCCAAUGAGAAGAAGAGGCAUGUGGACUCUUUUGUCUGCAGUGAAACUAAAGAUAUCUACGGUUUACUACUGCGUGGUUUCUUUGAACAAGUCUUUUUUGUAGUAAUGGUGGCUAAUAUGAGUGCCCAAACACAUACAUGCUUAAUAUCUGGAAAACCCAAAGUCCAGAAAUGGGCGCAGAACAUGUUAGUUCAAAAGGAAGAUCAGGUAACUGUUGUCGGAACUGGCGAAUUUGUCACAAUUGGUUUAUUCUUUUUACUUACCAUAUUUUCCUUUGCUAUUGUAUUAUUGAGAAUUAAAUGAACUUAGACUAUACAUGAACCUUACAAAACAAGUUGUCAUUUGCA